AUGGUCAACGUCCCCAAGACCCGCCGGACCUACUGCGCAAGCAAGCAGUGCAGGAAGCACACACCGCACAAGGUGACGCAGUACAAGAAGGGCAAGGACUCGCUCUCCGCCCAGGGCAAGCGCCGUUACGACCGCAAGCAGUCUGGUUACGGUGGUCAGACCAAGCCCGUCUUCCACAAGAAGGCAAAGACGACAAAGAAGGUCGUUCUCCGCCUCGAGUGCACCGUCUGCAAGUACAAGAUGCAGAUGUCUCUCAAGCGCUGCAAGCACUUCGAGCUCGGUGGUGAGAAGAAGACCAAGGGCGCGGCCCUCACUUUCUAA
Molecule: messenger RNA, 321 nt
Organism: Peniophora sp. CBMAI 1063
Lineage: Eukaryota; Fungi; Basidiomycota; Agaricomycetes; Russulales; Peniophoraceae
Source: the annotation of a GenBank genome assembly